CUGCGUGUGUGUACAGUGAGAUUUGCUGUGUGCUGCUGGGAGAUGACAACAUGCCGGGCGGUUGCCGCUUCAACGAGCUUUGGCUUGAAAAUGAAAAAUACAAGUUGUGGCUGACACGAGGACCAAAUCCUCGAGUCGCCUCCUGUAAAGUCUGCAGAAAGGACUUGAAGCUUUUCUCCAUGGGAGAGGCUGCGCUGUCGAGCCACGUGAAAGGGAAAAAGCAUCAAGAACUGAUGAGAAGACUUCAACAUUCAAGUCCUGCAUUUGAGGAUUUUUUUCUGCAGACAAGCAAUGCAUCAAGCAGCAGUGUAAAAGGAACCAGUAUAUUGGAAUCAACCAGUGAAGUUUCAACAGGAUUUGCUCCUCUAACAUUCCCAGGUUCAUCAUAUGAGUCAACCAGUUACUGUAUAGAAUCAUUUGUUAACUCUAAUCCUGCACUUAAAGCCGAAAUAUGCUGGGCGAUAAAAGUUGCAAGUAGCCACUAUUCCUACAAGGCUUGUGAGAAUGCCGGGGCCAUUUUCCAAGCCAUGUUUCCUGACAGCGACAUAGCAAAACAGUUUACAUGUGGAGAGGAAAAAGUGGCAUACCUCACUGUAUUCGGGAUAGCUCCUUAUUUCUCUUCCCUAAUGAAAACCAGUGCCAAGAAUGAGUCUGGUUAUGUACUUCUAUUUGAUGAAUGUCUGAAUCAGGAAAUGGAAAAAUGCCAGCUUGACGUACACUUAAGAUUCUGGAAUGAUAAUCAAGUAACCUCAAGGUAUCUGACGUCUUUUUUUACAAGCCACCGCACUGAAGAAUCAAUCUAUGAGAAGGUUGAGGCAGUGUGUUGUGAUAUCGGCUUCCAGAACUUGAUUCAGCUGUCGACGGAUGGUUCAGAUGUGAAUGGGAAGCUCCUCACCAUGGCCCAACAAAACAUAGAAGAACAAACAGGCAAGAAAAUGCUCAAUGUUGGAAGUUUUGGUUUGCAUGUACUUCACAAUUCCUUCAGAGCGGGGUGUGCGUCUGCCAACUGGGAGCUGGAAAAUGCUCUUUCAAGCCUUAGUUGGCUAUUCGAAGAUGUUCCAGCUCGUAUGGAGGACUAUGUACUAGUUACCGGUUCCACAUCCUUCCCUCUUGACUUCUGUAAUGAUCGAUGGCUGGAAAAUGUGGAGGUGGUUGAGCGUGCCCUACAGAUUUGGCCAUCUCUGAAAAUGUACAUCAGUGCCGCCGAAGAGCAAACCGCAACAGAACCCUCUACUCAGUCAUUCAUAUCUGCCAAGAUGAUCGUCCAAGACGAUCUUUUCCCUGCAAAGCUCAACUUCUUUUUAACUGUGGCUGGAGAAAUCACUCCAUUUUUUAAGUUAUACCAAACCGACAAGCCCAUGCUGCCGUUUAUGAGUUGCGAUCUCACCAAUAUGCUGAGAAACCUAAUGGAGAAGUUCAUCAAGCUCAGUGUCAUGAAGAACGCAACAACCACAUUGAAGCUUCUUGAGGUCGACUAUGCCGACCCAGUCAACCAUGUGGAUGUGGCCAAACUGAGAGUGGGAUUUGUCACAGAGCAAGUCCUUGAAGAGAACUUAAAGAAGAACCCGGAUGCUGAGAGACUGAGGCUUGAGUUCAAGCAGAACUGCAAGGUGUUUUUACUGAAGAUGGUCUCCAUACUUUUGGAAAAGUCUCUGCUCAAAAAUCUUCUGGGGAGAAGUCUGUCUGUUCUGGAUCCGAGGGGGCUCCUUGAGAGCAAAGAGCAGAGCGUUCAAAAAUUCAAAACUGUUUUGCGGCUUCUUGUUGAAGCCGGACGCAUUGAGGAGAAAUGUUGCGAUGAGGUUCUGAGGGAGUUUGCUCGUUUCUACGACCGCAUCCUGAUGUUGACGCCAGAUGCCUUCAGGAACUUCGACCCAGAAAGCGGAAGGUUGGAUGAAUUCUACCAUGAGCGUUUAUCCUACAACGCAGAGUUUUGCCAUCUAUGGGAAGUAGUGAAACUAGUCCUAAUAGUUUCACAUGGUCAAGCCCUCUCUGUCGAGAGAGAGAUUCAAGUCAACAAGGAGGUGAUGGAGGAGAACCUCCAAGAACAUUUAUUGAUUGCUCGGCAGGUUAUUCGUGACCACGUGAGGAGUGUUGGAGGACUGCUCAACGUAACCUACACAGAGCAGCUACUCCUGUCUGCAUCUACUGCCAAACAUAAAUAUCACACGCAUCUCGAUGAACAAAGAUGUCUUAAGCAAGAUGAGCAGAAGACACUGAAGAGGAAAGGACUGAUUGAUGAGAUAACAGAGAUACAAGCCCAAAAGAAGAAAAUGGAGGAGGAUAUUAAGGUCCUCCUGGAGUCUGCUGAUGAGACUGCAGAAAAAGCGGAGUCGCAAGGAGAGCUGGGACUUAUAUCCAAGUCCAAUGGCUUUCGGAGAGCUGCGAAAGAAAUGGAAAGAAGUCUGGAGACUUUGGAGAAACAGUUAACUGAUAAACUGAAUGAAAUGAAGGAUCCUCCUUAUAAGGAGGAGCCUGUUUAACCUUUGAUAGGCCCCUUGUCCUUUUUGAUGAACGGCAUUUAAUAUAUCAAUUUAUGUUGAUAUGUUUUGAUUUUUACAAUAUUUUGUAUUCGUUUUAUUGAGAAGUAUAUAAGCUUGAGAAGCUUAAGGAGACAAUUGACUGCCAAGCCCAUUGUUUGACUCCAAGCACGUUCUUAUUUUGUACAUUUUCAAUA
This is a messenger RNA of Triplophysa rosa, 2674 nucleotides long. RefSeq lists its product as uncharacterized. Bases 51 to 2480 code for a protein of 809 amino acids. The record is from RefSeq and is a predicted model, not a curated record. NCBI's taxonomy places the organism in Eukaryota, Metazoa, Chordata, Actinopteri, Cypriniformes, Nemacheilidae. The transcript has 2 exons.